UCGAAAUUUAUAGUACUAGAAUAUAACAUAAUAAAUAUUGUAAAAUAAUAUAAUAAAAGUGUGAUAAGCUUCACAAUGAAUAAAAAAUCCCCUUGCAAAUGCCCUCCUGGUUUACAAGAAUUUUGUAAGCAUGCGAAAGUUACGGAUUGCAAAAAUGUUACGGACAUUGUUGAAGCCCUAACAUACGAAGCCGAAAGUACACGAAAAACUAGAAGAUCGAGGCGUCCCAAAUUCAAAACUAAGCCAUUUAAACCACGUCAUUAUAUAGACACCUGCGUGCCUAUGGUCCCGUCGAUGCACACAAGAUUGAGGUACAUUCGGCAUUGCGAUGUGGAACCGUUAAGAACAGAUAGAAAUGCUGGGCGAAGCUUCGGUGAAUUCGACUUCGAGUUGACGUCAGAAGAGGAAGAGACAAACGGUAUAUUGAGAACUGGCAAGAAAAGAGAGAAAUUCAAGAAGAAAGUUCGCUACUUUGAUCUUUUACCAGGAGAUAUUUUGCUGCCCACACCAGUUCCAGUCAUAAAGCACACCGCUUCCGACAAAUCUAUAUUAAAUGUGGCAAGUCCGAAAACCAGUGGUGAGGUUAUCGAAGCUCAACGCGCAACAGUUAAACCUGGAGAAAUUAGGCCUCCAAUACCGCCAAAAUCUGUUUACGAGUUGUUUAAACCUCACAGUGGUAUUGUUAUUAAUAGAGAUAACGAAUUCGUUCCCGAUGUCAUGCAUGCUCCAGGAUCUAGAAGCUUACCCAGAUCUCCUAAUAAAAAAAGGAAGCCUUGUCAUAAAGGAGGAAUUUGUUAUAGAAAAACAUGUACGAGAAAAAAGUGUAGUCGAAAGUAUGCAGCGAUGAGAAAGAAACAUAUUGGCCGCAAAAUUAAAAGAUCACGUUCCGAUUUUCCAUAUACGAUCUUCGGAGAGGUAACCGAUGGCAAGCCACGAGCUAGAGGAACGCAGAAACACAUUAAAGACGACGAGUCCAUCUGUGGUCUUGAUGAGAUACCAAAACCAGAACAUGUCAGAAUACCAGCAAAUUUGAAAAGGGGUACGUUACAAACACAUUCUUUGACUGUAUUGCCGUGUACGAAAGAAAGAAAACCUGAAAUACAUUAUGGAAUAUUAACAGGAUCAUUUAACAUGUAUGAUGCUAAAUUUAGUGGGCGGUCGAAGGGUAGACAGGCUCUUACAAUGAGUGUAAUGGCAUACUGUUUAGCAUUUCACUAUCAUCCUAAACAGUGGACCAUGAAGCUUGUUGACAAUUUAAUUGAUGCAGGAGACCAAUGGUAUUUGCAGUGCUUAGAAAAGGUACAUGAUCAUUCGGCAGUUCAAGGUAUUUGCGAAGUCCUGCCUUUUGGCAAAAAACAAACAUUGAUAUUAAAUGGGAAAAGAAUGCAAGUUUUGUUAGGUGAGCCUGAUAUCGUUGGUUACGCCAUGUCCUUGGAUCCUACAGUUUAUAACUUAUGCAGAGGAUUAAAAGUUUUCUUCAAAAAUAAUCGGGCAGGAAUUCUAUUAACACGAGUGCUGAAAGUUGUAAUUUGGAAAGACAGAAUUUGUUAUUACAUUUUUGAUCCAGCUGGUAGAGACUCAAGUGCCUAUUCUAAUUUCUCAAAUGGCUAUUCUGCAAUUAUUAAUGUAAAAGAUUUAGUAUCAGUUGCAGAGGUUCUCUUAGCUCGCAGUGUGUUAGAAGACCAAAAGUUUGUCCUAGCUGCAGUAAAAGUAUUGAAAAUGUUUGACGAGAAAUGUGAUGAAGAUUUUGAAUCUGAUAAAGAACUUACUCAAGCUGAGAAAGCCAUGAUGGGUUACAGGAUUCUAAAUGAAAAUUGUGCUAUUGUUAAUGCUAAUAUGCAUUUCGGUGAUAAAUGUUUUGAGGAUGCGAAAUAUCGACAAGCAUUGGCAAUAGCUAUUGUAGCAAUAACUUAUGCGAAAAUAUCUCCGCCAAAUACUUGGUUCUCUAAGACUUUAGAUAAAGUACUGCGCCUGGGGAACAAACUUUUUGUUGAUUGUUCACACCCUAAAGUAAUGAUUGAUUUAACAAUUGAUAACAUUCCCAACGAAAUUAUAAUGGGGCCUUAUGCAUGCGAGAUUAUAAUUUAUAGAGAAAGAGUUAAAGGUCAACUUUUUACGACGAAAGAAUGUCUACUUAAUAUCAAAACAGGUCUUGAAGAUUUUUUUAGUCAUGAGUACAAUAGUGGUAUAUUACAAUUUAAUAAUUACUCACUUGCAAUUUGGAGGCAGAAGGACAUGUUUUAUUUAUUCGAUCCUUAUCCUCGCACUAAUGAUGGUUUACGCUCUGUUAAAACAGGCAGAGCGUGUUGUUUGAUGCUUUUAAAUACUGAAACCAUGGCGUCUGUUUUUACAAAAAAUUGGGAUUACUUAGCAGCAACAACACAGUUUCAUAUUCACGCCUUUAAAGUAUUAAAACUUAAGAAGAGACAACCGAAAAUGCAAAUUGUUUGUACUCUUAGUGAUGAACAAUUACCUGGUGCAAAAGCGAUAUCAAAAAGGAAGGGACUAUCUUUGAAUCAAGCUCAAGGUGAUGGAAAAGAAGUAAUUCACGAAAUUUUACCGGCAGACAAUAUAGAUUUUAAACCAGCUGUACCACAGGUAGAUGAAGAAAAAAUGGGCGAUAUAAUUUCAUUGGUCGAUAGUAUACAGGAAGACUAUAUUCCGCCAAUACCAUUGCGAUAUAAAAAAGUGUGCCCAGAACCAUUAGAAGAGAGAGUUGUGAAUUUGGAUUCGCCAACCGUUUCUGUAACGCAAGUUGUACCACCGUGGCCCAAGCCUCGCGAUAAGACCAACGAACCACCUGAACCAGAUCCUGAUCCAGAACCAACACCGCCACCUACACCACCAAUGCUACCACCUCCCGAAGGCGGAGAAGAAGAGGAGGAAGAAGAAGGCGAAGAGGAAGAAGAUGAGGAUACAACAAAAAGAAAGAAAGAAGAAGAAGAGCGAAGAAAGGCAGAGGAAGAGGCGCGUAGGAAAGCUGAAGAGCUUCCGCCUCCACUGCCGCCUCCGCCACCAUCACCACAGCCUGAACCUGAAGUGCUGCUUGCUCCUAUACAAAUGGCCGAGGAUGAAGUACAAACUAUGCAACCGGUCCAUGUUGAUCGUCAAAUACUCCUUUCUGAAGACGCGUGUUAUCGAUUUAAAUUGCGACAGUUACGAAAAAAAACGACACCCCCUUUAGCAGAAACGGAAUUGGAAGGUUCCCCUUCUGAAGAACUUUUGAAACCGAGCAAUUUCAAAGAUUUACCUGAUAAGUCGCAAAUAGUUAGAGGUUUAUCAGCUAUUACCGAUACCAAUGCUGUUGAUAUUUUGCCGUUUUGUGCAAUUAUGGCUAUAGUUACGUCCUAUAAAUAUUCUAUCAAUACUUGGACUAGUGGAAUCGUCAAUUUUGUAGUCGAUACAGCUAAAAAGUUACACACAAAUAAGUUAGAGAAAUUUCAGGUGGCACCCGUUCAUGUAAUACCGAAAAUUGCUAUUGGACAUCAGGCGUAUCAAGCUAACAUUGAUGUAGUUGGGGAGGGGGCGACAUGGCAGCUAGAAAAUGCGCUAUCACGUAAAUAUUUCUUAAAGUACGAUAGAGGCAUGAUCACUACGUCCAACUAUAGUUGCGCGUUUUUUAAAAGAAAUGGCCUAUAUUAUUUAUAUGACGGUAGUUCCUGCAAUCCCAUGGGUAUAAGAGAUGAAAAUAAUAAAGGAAAAGCCUGUUUUCUCAGGUUCUCUACAUUGCAUGAUCUGGUUAGCAGAGUUUUAUAUAAUAAAGAUGGACGUACAGAAGAUCAACAGUUUAUUCUGAGUCGAAUUUUAGUACGUAGACUGCUAACAGAGCCUCGCAUGAAACUUCCUGAAGAUUACGACUACAAUACCGGUUUGCCGAAAUCCAAAAAGUCCAGACCUUCAAUUGUGUCAUCGGGAAAAGACUCUGAAAAGAAAAGUUCAAUAGACUCGUUAGAGCUCAAAAGUCAGGCCAGUAUUGGGUAUCAACAAGUUGAAGGAAGUUACAGAAUCGAAGGGACAACUUCUUUGAAAGACAGGAAACCAAAUUCCGAUAUAAAAUCAUGUCAUUUCGUCAGUUUAAUAGCAAUGUUAAUGGCUGCGAUGCACCCUAUCCGAACCUGGGAUCAUAUUAUGGUGGAUAUGUGUAUUGAAAAGGGUCUUGAAAUAUAUGAAAAAGCAACUAAUCUUAAUGUUUGUGAAAAAAGAGUGAUUAAAAAUAUUAUACUUGAUGGAAAAUUCAUAAAUAUAAAUAUAAAGAAAAUCAUUGUGGUUAACGAGAAUCCGGAAAAGAGAAUAGAACAAUACUUGAAGGCAGUUUUGAGAAGACUACGUUACAUUAUCAUUAGAUUUCCGCAAUGUAGUAUGGUCAUAUGUCAAACGGAUGGUUAUUAUCAUCUUUUUGAUCCCUAUCCACCUCCAAGCGAAGAACCUCAAUCCAAAACAGAUGCAAUAGAAUACUUUGAUAAUAAUAAAGUUGUCGAGUCGAAAAAAGCGAGCGCUGUCGCAACAUGGACACUGUACAGAUCUAUGGAAGCUUUAACACGUCGAAUAGGGAAAGUUAUUUCAGGAAAAUCAGUUGACAAUCCAGAAUUUUACACCUUUGAAUUGACUUCUGUAAAGCCGGCUCCUCGGCAUUCAGCAUUAAACUAUAGACUCAGUCCAUUGUUCAAACCUGAGGACAAUCCAAACUUGCCAUAUUUAAAACGCCGUAGAGUUCGUCCAAUAAUAGAUGAAAAAAUGUAUUGGCUAAAUGUAGAGUCAAUACCUUGGUCUCGUAUGAAUUUUGUUAAUGAUUUAGGAUUUGAGAGAAAAACGCCUAGAACGAUGUGGAAAGACUGGGAUAUCGAAUUUCCUGGAGAUCUUUAUUCACUUUGGGGAUCAAUGCAUCCAUUGGAUAAAAUAUUUGAUGAGAAUCAUAGAGGUAAACAAUAUUUAUCCACCAGCGUAAUAGCAAUUGUCAUGACUAAAGCUUGUAAGCUCAGUGCCUGGACUGGUAGUUUGUUAGACGGUAUUGUUACAAACGGAGACAAGUAUCACAGAAAGUGUUUGAAUAAAAUUGGUAACAGUCCUAACUAUGAAAUUGGUAUAACAGACUUGGAUACUAAGUUUGAUGAAAUGUUUCCUUAUUCAUUUACGGUAAAAUUUGAUAAAAUAGUAUUUGGAUUCAUAUACAACAUUUUUCCCGAUCGGUUUAAUUUGAGCAAGGCAUUAGUUUACUUUUUUGAAAAGAAUUCUCUUGGAAUAUUGACUAGUCCUACUAAAAAUCUGGCCUUUGGUAAAUCGGACGCCUCAUAUUUUAUGUUCGAUUGUCAAAGUUAUGGUGCACCUUUGUUUUCCCCAGGCCAAGGUGCUUCAUACAUAUUGAAAUGUGAAAGUCUUAACAGACUCAUAUAUUGUAUGACAUUAACUUUAAAUAUAAGACGACAUGGUCAACAAUUUCAUUUAUUUAGUGUGACUGUUGCACUUACAGAAAAAAGUAAAUAAAAUGGUUAUAAAUAAUAAUUUAC
This is a messenger RNA of Achroia grisella, 5504 nucleotides long. RefSeq lists its product as uncharacterized. The record is from RefSeq and is a predicted model, not a curated record. Bases 76 to 5481 code for a protein of 1801 amino acids. Lineage: Eukaryota; Metazoa; Arthropoda; Insecta; Lepidoptera; Pyralidae. The transcript is spliced from 23 exons.